This is a messenger RNA of Pollicipes pollicipes, 899 nucleotides long. Its product is annotated as EEF1A lysine methyltransferase 1-like. Bases 65 to 859 code for a protein of 264 amino acids. The transcript is spliced from 5 exons. Lineage: Eukaryota; Metazoa; Arthropoda; Thecostraca; Pollicipedomorpha; Pollicipedidae. Gene Ontology annotation, molecular function: nucleic acid binding; protein-lysine N-methyltransferase activity. Gene Ontology annotation, biological process: methylation. The record is from RefSeq and is a predicted model, not a curated record.
UAAAAUCUGAGCUGUUUCCCUCUUUUCAGUUGUUCUGGGAAAUCAGCUCCAAGGCAGGAAUGCAAUGUCAGAAGCAGAGAAGAAGCAAUCAGAGUCAGACAUGUGUGCUGAGCCUGUGGGUAAUCAGCUGAAAGCAGAUACUACAGACCAGACACCAGGGCAGAUAAAGAAGGUGAUAGAUGCAGAGAAGGAAACUGAGUCAGAUGAGGAUGUGCAAUUGUCUGCAUUCACGAUGUCUGCAUUGCAAGAGUUUGUGUCAGAACAGCUUGAACGGGAGCAGAGGAGGCAACAGGUGGAGAGAUGCACAUUGGAUGCAGGUGCUGAUGAUGACUUUGAAGAGGACUGGCAGCUGAGCCAAUUCUGGUACGACGAGCGCACGUGCCGUGUGCUGGGCGCGGAAGCGAUGCGGUUGGCGGGACCCACCGGCCGCGUGGCCUGCCUCUCGUGUCCCACCCUGUACCGGCAUCUGCGCAAGGUGCGGCCGGCCGGCCUACAGCUGACGCUGCUGGAGUAUGACCAGCGGUUCGGCGUGUUCGGGUCCGACUUCGUCCUCUACGACUACCGGGCGCCGCUGGAGGUGCCACCGGCGCUGCGUGAGCAGUUCGACGUGGUGGUGGCCGACCCGCCGUUCCUCUCGGAGGAAUGCCUCACCAAGACGGCCGUUACCGUCCGCCUACUGGCCAAACACCACCUCCUUCUGUGCACAGGUGCCCAGAUGGGCGAGCUGGCCUCGCGGCUGCUGGGCGUGCACGAAUGCCAGUUCCGCCCCGGCCACACCCACAAUCUGGCCAACGAGUUCCGCUGCUUCGCCAACUACGACCUGGACGCGCACGUCGCCAGCGGAGAGGCGGCUUCGUGACCGGUCCAGCGUCGGCGGCCUCGUGACCGGCCCAGCGCGG